Messenger RNA from Ictalurus furcatus (blue catfish), 9452 nucleotides. RefSeq names its product zinc finger DHHC-type palmitoyltransferase 5b (gene zdhhc5b). Gene Ontology annotation, biological process: protein palmitoylation. Bases 5172 to 7139 code for a protein of 655 amino acids. The transcript has 12 exons. Gene Ontology annotation, molecular function: palmitoyltransferase activity. The record is from RefSeq and is a predicted model, not a curated record. Lineage: Eukaryota; Metazoa; Chordata; Actinopteri; Siluriformes; Ictaluridae.
GGGGGGGACAUGCUGGGAAAAACAGGAAUGUGGAAAUGGAGUGAGAUUACCAUCUGUACAUGAACUGAAGUGGGAUCAGCAGAUGGAGAGAUCACUGUGCCCUUAUUUUACCAGUGCUUAUUCUUCCUCAUGUUGAUUUUUAUUCCUCUCAUUUUAUUGGUCCCUACUUUCUCUCACCCUCAUUUUCUCUCUCUCUGCUUUUCCCACAUUUUCUCCAUGUCUCGCUUUUCUUUUUUUCUUUUCUUUUUUUUUAUCUCUUUCACGCACUAUUUCUUUGUACAUCCCGUCAGUUUCUUUUCGUAUUCAUUUGUUCUCACUCUUCCUUUCUUUCUCAUGUUUUUUCUUUUUUCUCGUUCUUUCCCCAUUCUUCCAUUCUUUUUCUUUCCUUAGUUUGUUCUUUCUUUCAUUGUCAUUUUUCUUGAUGUCUCUUUUUUUAUCUCAUUUCUGUCUUUAUUUAUUUCCAUUCUUGUCUUUCAUUCUCACAUUUUCCUUCAUUUCUCACAUUUUCCUUCAUUUCUCACAUUUUCUUUCAUUUUUAAUCUAACCUUUUCUUUAAUUUUUGUUUUCUUUUUCUUUCUUUCUUUCUUUCUUCAUCCCAUUUCUCUUUCAUUCUCUCUCACCUUUCGCAUCAUUUCUUUCUCGCUUCUUUCUUUCUUUCUUUCUUUCUUUCUUUCAUUCAUUCUUGUCUUGUCUCUCAGAUAUAUUUUAUUUGAUAAAGUAUCUUGGACAGAUGUUUCUAAUAAACGUGUUGAACUGAUUUGCCUUGUUCUUAUGUAAAAUAAACAAAUAAAUAAAUAAACAAACCUGCCGUUUGUUCACUUUAACUCUGACAGAGUGGUGUUUUACAAUAAAUCCUUGUUUCCCUUUCAAGUUUAAAUGUAAAUCUUUGGUGUUUUAUUGGCUCUUCAUGGUGAUCAGAGUGUGGAAAUGUAGUGAAGACAAGAGUGUGUGCGUUAUUUUACAUCAGAUUUGGUGUUUUAUUGGCUCUUCAUGGUGAUCAGAGUGUGGAAAUGUGGUGAAGACAGGAGUGUGUGCUAUUUUACACCUGAACCGAUGGGAAGUUGAGGCGGUAAGGAGUUGACUCAGGGGAGCGGGCAUCAGAGACAUUUACACACUCACACACUCACACACACACUGGAGCGUUCACGCUAUUCCCUCACACACCAUCCAGGUACGUUAUAAUCACUUUAUAAUGCUUACAGAAGGUAUCGAUUUGUCAGGGAAAGCAGUAAACUCCACUAUACUCUCUGGACUGACGUUACAGCGAUAAGUCUCGGCACUGAAGAUGUAACAUUAGCUAGCUGGCUAAUCCUCUAACCUGAAAUGUUUAGUGUUUUGUUUUGGACAUAAACUCGUGAGGUGACGUGUAGAAAACACGUCGAAGACCUGCUCAAGCUUAAGCUACUUUACUACACGGAUGAAAACAACAAGAGGAUUUAAGCGUCCGUCUGUCAGUCGCUAAACUAGCUGGCUGAAACUAGCUAGCCGAGUCAGAUAUAUUGGCCUACCCUGAAAGACCUUAAGCUCUAACUCUUAGCUCCGAAUAAAGCCCUGCUGGACACACUGAAACCGUAAGAUGAAUCAAAUCUUGUCUUGUGUGUAGAUAUAUAUAUAUGUAUAUAUUUUGAACAUUUCCCUUGUUUUUCCCCCCGUCUUUCUCCUAGACAAUUCAUUUUUCUGAAAUGUCCCAGCUAGCUAGUUUAGCUCGUAGUAUCAGGCCGUUUCUUUCCGCUGUGUUUCGACAAACUUUUUGCUAUCUCUUUCUCUUUCAAUGUCUUUCCUUUUUUUUUCUUUUUUUCACGCACUUCACGUGUACGAGAACCAUUUUUUUAUUUUUUUUUUUAAAAUUGUUUUCUGAAGGGUUAGACUUUGAAAGAAACUCCGUGUGAUGUGUUAAAAUGCUUUGUUUACAGGACUGGGGAUUAGUUUGAGAAGAUUAGCAUCACUUCAGCUUCCCUUCAGUCCAGAACCAUAAACACACACACACACACCCAUCUAACAUGUAAUUAAUAAGACUUAAUGCUGUAAAGUUGAACGUCUGUUCAUUCUUAUAUUGAAUUAAUACUUAUUUGACACCAUGUCAGAUUUGUUUUAAUGGAUAAAUUGGUCUUUCUACCACCACUUUUGUGGUUCUACAAACAGGAUUCAUUCACUUUCGUUGGAAAGAAGUGUGUUACAGACUGUAAUUGAUCAACUCAACCUACCCUGUACUUCGUUCUGUAUGUAUAAAUUUACAGAAAAUAGCCCAGUAUGUUGAUUUGUACAGUGAAUGAUGCGUUGAUACGAGUGUAUCAGGUACAGAAGGUUUUCAGACAUGGCUGAGAAACAUGGUCCCAACCAGAAAUAUACCUCUCGACCCGUCAUGAUUGAUUAAGAAUGCCUUCACGCGGUAUGAUUUUCAGCACAAAUCCGACAUGGUUUAGAAGAAAUUCUUUGGUCGUGAGUUGAGAACGUUAACGGCUUGAUUCAGUGCCGAAGGGUGGCGAAGUUCUGAACAGAAAAGCGUUAGGAGAUUGAGACUUCGAAUCUCAGCGAAGAGAGCAAAAUUAGUCAUCCUGUCGAAUUAGGAGGGACGGUAUGCUGUUUCCUGUCAAUCAUGGCGAACCUAGCCAAUCGUACGCGUCUGUGAGCUCGUGUAUGUGGAAGAGGGUAAUCAGCAAUUUCCUCAGGUCGUAUUCUUUAAGAAAAAACUCAACCAAUCAGCAUGUUCGGCACCCAAGUCCCACCCCAGAAUGUUCCUGGCUUUUAAAAAAGUACCACCUCUCGCGUAGGGAUAAAUAUUGUACCCGGAACGUAAUUUAGACCCUGGUCCCUGUGGUCGAAAUGCGCAGAGUACCUCGAAUAGUCCCUAGUUCCUGGCGAAAGUUCCUGCGGUGGGAAAGCGGUAAGAGUGUGUAUGCGUAAGUGUGAAGCAGCGACAGUUCGGACAGACGUCGUCGCCGUCUCAGAGGAGGCUUCACGUUAGGUCUCAGCCUCCCCGCGCGAUAGGGAAGCGUUCAGGUGCGUCUCAGUCGGCUCGCUAGUUCAGCAAUCAGGACACUGAUCAGAGACUCGGCCAUUUUAAGGGCCGUCUUGAUCGCCGAAUUUUUUUUUUUCGAUACACCGCAAAAAGCAGGGAUCUCAUGUCAGUAUGCACGGUACGCGAGUCAAACAAUCCCAUGAUGCAACAGGACCGUUACGGAUGAGCUCAGAAGAAAAAACGCCUAAGACAGCGUCGGCUCUUUUUAAGUAUUAAACUUUUGGUUAAACAGGACUUGUUUAACAAUACCCGAAUAAAUUAACUUGUUUAAGCUUUUUGUCUUUAUGAUGACGUCGAAGGUCACAUGACAACGGUCACAUGACAACGCUAACACGGUGAAACGCAAGCAAAACGUUUUAACUGAAAACGUUUCUCAUAACGCGACGAGCCAUUUAUUUGCAGGUUUAUCAUUCGAGGAUGUUCGUCAUACGUUCUCACAUGGUCCAAACGUUCUCAUACAGUGUGACAUAUAAUAAUCCUAUAAUAGACCAAAACAGGGAUUUACACAGACUGUGAAGUGCUGUCGUGCCUAAUCGGAUGCUGAUUAGGUUUGUGUAGGUACGUAGGUGUUUUAAAUCCGAAAUAGUGUCGCUGUGCUUGAUACACUCGUACCAGAGGCAAUACAGACAGCAGCUGUUAAGCCAGUGAUAACAUCUAGAGGUGCAGAGCGGGGUAAAUGUUCGUUCGUAACUGUGUACGUGUAUACAUACAGUACGUUUUCCUGUUUCGGUGAACAGCGUGACGUCAUUUAGUGACCGCGCCGUAGGAACGCGCAUCGACGGCAUCAAGACGAAUGCGAGUGAAAUAAACAGGGUGUCACGUGGUCACACCCUUUCUCUGGUGAGUCAGACAUGACAGUAGGAAGAAGGCAAACGAUCAGGUUUCAACACGUCGUGUACACACACACACACACGGAUGCCAGGGCUGUUCCUUUCUCACAUUCGAAAAUUGCGAAAUGCUUCUGAACAAGUUUGAGCAUGAAACAAACAGUUGGACCUGCGGCCCGCUUGUAGGACGACGAGAGGAGAGAGAGAGGGGGGGGGAAAGGGGGGGGAGCCGUUCCGGAAAUGCUCAUAAACUCCAUUCUUUUUUGUUUCCCGUAAAACAAAGAGAGGCCUGAUGGCUCGCAAAACAGAGCUAGAAUGCUUUUGGACUUGCACGGGCACCAUGACGUACGCACUCGCCCCAGUGGAGACACACACAGGCGAGGGAGUCGCGUGCGUACGUACAGCCCUCUGAAGGACUCCGGACCUCGCCGUCUUCAUAUGGAUACUGACGUACUCGAGCGCUCACGAUAUUUCUAUACAAAGAGACCAUUUUUUGUUUUUUCCCCCAGAAGUAUGAGCUGUCAUUUAGGCCAGAAGACCACAAGAGCUCCGUUUCCGUCCGUGUUCAUAAUUACGGUCUUUUAUUAGACGGACCGUCCCAGCGGGGCGCCAGGGCUCCUGCAGAGUCUGUGGCAGAUUUUUCAUUCCAUUGUUUCCUUUUCUGUUCAACUCAUUAUUUCCACGCACGCACGCACCCCUCCGUCGUUCCUACCUCGCGUUCGACUCGUGCGUUCGCGUUCGCAUUCCCUCGUAACUUGAGUACUUAGAACUGUAUGCCUUGUUCUUGAGAAAGAGUACUGUAAAGUCAGUUAACUGGGCUUCCUGCAUCAGCGGCUGCUUUGAUCCGGCCUCUCCUUUACUCGCUGAAACACAGGGCUUAGAAACGAUUUGCACUAAAAGAGCUUUCACUCGAUUAUUAUUAUUAUUAUUAUUAUUAUUAUUAUUAUUGUUUUUCUUUCUUUUUUCCAAAUCGUAUCACAUUCAAGCCAUAUACGUAUAUGUAUAUUUUCGGAGGAAAAUGUCAAUCUAUUUUUAUCACGGUUUCGUUAGAUCAUAAAUUGUGUAUGUAUUUUUUAUGUAUAAGCACACCUGCACUGUGUUCGUCUGUGCGAGUGUUCACGAAAUGGUUCUGGAUGCGUGCACCUUGAAUUUUUGAAGCUUUAAAUUUUUUUAUGAUGUUGUUAUUCCUGUUGUUUUCCACCUGAAGUUACUAUAAAAGUUACUUUUACAAUGACGACACUUUCCUCCUGUAGCCCGGCAAGCGGACCACGAACGCUCGUUUUCUGACCCCUCCCACCCGCUUUUAGCUUUCCAUUUUCUCCCCAAUGCCUGUGGGUCUCGGUGUGGGCGGGGCUCUUGGAGACCCCUCCCCUUCCCGGCGCUUUCGUCCCAGUCGCUAUGUGCCCGUAUCCGCGGCGACGGUCUUCCUCGUUGGGGCUACGACGCUUUUCCUGUGUUUCACUUGUCCUUGGCUGGCCGAGCGUUUCUCUUCUUCCAUUCCUGUCUACAACGCCGUGGUCUUCCUCUUCACCCUGGCCAACUUUUGCAUGGCUACGUUUAUGGACCCAGGCAUCUUCCCCAGAGCGGAGGAGGACGAAGAUAAGGAGGAUGAUUUCCGGGCUCCUCUCUAUAAGACAGUGGAGGUGAGGGGCAUUCAGGUGCGCAUGAAAUGGUGUUCCACGUGCCGCUUCUACAGACCGCCCCGAUGCUCACACUGCUCCGUGUGUGACAACUGUGUCGAGGAGUUUGACCAUCACUGUCCGUGGGUGAAUAACUGCAUCGGGAGGCGGAACUACCGCUAUUUCUUCCUGUUCCUUUUAUCUCUCACUGCACACAUAAUGGGAGUGUUUGGAUUCAGCUUGCUGUACAUCCUGUAUCACACCGAACAGCUGGAUGAAGUGCACUCUGGAGUUACUAUGGCAGUGAUGUGUAUCGCAGGUCUGUUCUUUAUCCCAGUAGCAGGACUCACUGGCUUCCACAUUGUGCUGGUAGCCAGAGGAAGAACAACAAACGAGCAGGUUACAGGGAAGUUCAGAGGGGGCGUUAACCCAUUCACACACGGAUGUUGUAAAAACAUCUCGCAUGUGCUCUGUAGCUCCCAAGCUCCAAGGUACCUCGGGAGGUUGAGGGAAUCCCAGGCCCUUCAGGUUCAGCCUCCAUUUCUGCGGCCUCAACUUUCCGAAGCACAGCUCGCUGCUAAAGUCCUGGACAACGGGAUCCAACAGUCUAAGAGCAGUCUGGAGGCCAUGGAAAGUCAGUCUACAGACAUUGAGGCGCCUCCACCUCCCAAACCAGAGCACAGAUACCAAGGGCUGCCUCACACACACAACGAAGAGAGCAGUCUCCUGAGUGAAGCUCCACCCACACCUGCAUUAUAUAAAUAUCGGCCGUCCUAUAGCAGUCCGGGAAAAAACCACACGAAUUCCACACACAAGAUGAAUCGGGGGGACAGUGUGACAGAGUCGCCCUCCGUCCCCUUGUCAACUGGGCACGCCAGCUAUCGCUCGGAGCCCAGUCUUUCGGGCCGGGGGAUUUCUGGGUGGCGACCAGGAGGGGGAGGGGAGGGAGGCAGAGCAGGCUCGGGGGGACUGGGUGGGCCCUCUGCUCUCGGAGGGCGGUCUUAUCCUUCCUUCACUGACACGCUCCUACACUCGGCGGUGGUUUCGUGCUCCUCCAGCAUCCGCUCUGCUCAGACCCACAAUGCACUGGGGCCACUGCUGUCUGAGGGCACGACCUCUACCAGCUAUAAAAGCUUGGCCAAUCAGACACGGAACGGCAGCCUGUCCUACGACAGUCUCCUGACGCCCUCGGAGAGUCCGGAGUUCGAAUCGGCCGCUCCCGAGCUGUCCCCGCCCAGGCCGGCACCCCCACGCUCGCUCGGUUCUACUCCUGCAGCUCCGCCCCUCAUGGGUUAUACCUCACCGUUCUUGUCUGCUCAGCAGAGGGAGGGCUCGCUCCAAGCCUGCCCUGCUCCUCUAAGACCCUCCCCCAACAGACCUUUCCUGCGCCCCACGAGCCCGCCCCCUUCCCGAGCUCCGCCCCUGUCUCCUCGCGCUUGCUCUUUGGGUUCACCGUCUCCUGGCCCCGCCCCAGGAAUCACGCCUUUGGGCAAAUCGUUAUCCUACACAGGUGGAGCGGAGUUACGGCAAUGCCCAAAUAUCACAGGGGGUGGGACUUCCACGUCAAACUCUAGGCAGAGACUGACCAAUCACAGCACCCACGCGCACAAACCAAGCGGUGGCGUGAAGAAAGUGAGCGGCGUCGGAGGAACAACCUAUGAGAUUUCAGUAUGAGUGUUUCGUUUUUGUUUGUUUUUUUUAAACGACACACAGGAUUCACUCGCGUCUUCUGCCACGAGGACGACCAGAGAGCAGAUCAUCCAUGUAAGCAAAAAAAUAAACAAGUAAAUAAAAAUCUAAAUACAAAGACGACACGAAGGAAGAAGGGGAAAAAAAAAAAGAUCGGAAAACAAAUAAACUCAUCGUUGAUCCAGCUUUGGAGGAAGAACGCUUAAAACGUGGAUUAGUGAAUAAAGAGCCUGGCUCGAGUUUCUGAGACUUGCGUAUCAUGCUACAUGAAUGUCCAUGAUUUUUUUUUUUUUUAAAACAUAUUUAAAGAGUCGUUUAACAUCCACGAAGGCUGUUCAAUCCAGACCGGAGUUGCCAACCUUGCUGUACGAACGAUCGCUCAUAGACUCCAAUGGAAAUCAAAAUCACAAGUUGUUUUCCCUUCGUACUCUGGACUUUCAUUUUCUUUGUAUUUUUUUAUUUUAUUUUUGUUUCUUCUCCUAAUUUUAUUUUAUACAGGUACUGAUACAGUAUAUUGUAAGAAUUAUUGAAUAUGAAAUAGGAAUGCCAAUAAUAGUAGCACGUAGGCACUGCUUUGUUUUUUUUGUUUGUUUUUUUUUUGCUGUUGGAUAUAAUAGACGGCUGCAUCAGCCAAUCAGAACCCGAGCUGGAGUUCACAGCCAAAGAGACAAGUGUAGUCAGGGACGUGCUUUUGACAGACAGCACACUUGGCAAAUACAAGUGAAUGUAACAUCUGAAUUAUUUACAGCACAAAAUGUUUUGUGAUGGGGGAAAAAAAACCAUCUGGAUGCUGUACGAGAUAUUUUGUGCAAGAUAAAAGGUUCCUUUUGGUUCUUAUUUGUCUUAUCAAUCAGGAAGGAGCCAUUUCAAAAUCGUUUGCCAGAGUAGAGCGCUCUGGUCCCGAGUUCAUACAUGCUGGAUGCCCAGUACGCCACUGAGACGGGGGAACGCUUCGUGUUCUUAUUUUCUAUUUUAUUUUAAUUUAUCUUUUUAUAGCGAGUGGUUACGGUUCAGAGCUGGAGUAUGAGAUGUUUUCUGACCAUCAUCACUUUGAGGUUUGCAAGCUGAAUUGCUCUGUGUGUGUGUGUGUGUGAGUGAGUGAAUGAGCAUGAGAAAAUAGCAGAGAAACAAUUGUUGAUGUCUCAAAUUAUUCUACUAGAGCACAUUCCAGCUUUGAAUCUCUUCAGAGACUCUGCUAAGUGUGUGUGUGUGAGCGAGAGGCGAAAACAGGACAUGUAAGCGUGACGUUUAAUUUUAGCUUUGAGGUCUGAAGACCAGUGACCGGUCAGUGUAACGUAAACGAGCUUAUGCAGUGACACACACAAGUAUUUUUUACUGAAAACCUUUUCUCAUUUCCACCAUGGCCUUAUGAAGCCUUUUUAACUGUACUUUACCUGCACGAUUUAACAGGACGAGAGGAUUAAGUUCAAACGGUGGAGGUUUUUUUCUUUUUUCUUUUUCUACCUGUCUGUAUUUCUUUAAUGCGGGUGACACUGGCUCACAUGAGCCGACACGUUUCCAACAGAACAAUAAAUAAUAUUGCAACACUGAAAUUAUACUGUUUCGCUUCUUUAAAAUACAGAAUGAACAUAUACAUUCGAAUGUAAAGCACUGAUUCUUCCACGCGUAUAAUUAAAGGUGUAGUCUGUAAUAUUUUUAAAGAGUUUUUUUUAUUAAUGGUGUAAGGGAAUAAAACAAGACGGGGCAUGCUGUUGUAGGACGAGUGUCAACGAUGGGGAGGCGUGACAUUACUACUAAUAUGCGGAAGUUGUUUUGCUAUUUUCCUAUAACAUCACAUCCUGAUGGGGAAAGGUUGUUUUAUUACUCUUAUACCACAGCAAUAAAGGUAACUUUGAAUUCAAUGGCCGAAACACAUCUCAAAAAUGUUGGGGCGGGGGCAACAAAAGGCUGGAAAAGUAAGGGUUACUAAAAAGAAACAGCUGGAGGAACAGUUUGCAACUAAUUAGGUUAAUUGGAAACGUCAGUAAGAUGACUGGGUAUAAAAAGUGUAUCUUAGAGAGGCAGAGUCUCUCAGAAGUAAAGUUGGGAUGGAAUCCGGAUGGAAGCAUAUGUUAUGUUGCUCUAAAACCUGUAUAUACCUUUCAGCAUUGAUUGUGCCUUUCCAGAUGUGCAAGCUGCCCAUUCAAUAGGCACUAAUGCACCCCCAUACCAUCAGAGAUGCAGGGCUUUUGAACUGAGCGCUGAUAAAAAAAAAACUGGCUGGUCCCUCUCCUCUUUAGUUCUCUUUAGUUUAGAGGACGUGGCGUCUGGCCCCAGAACAGUUUCCCACUUUGCCUU